CGAUAGGCUAAACGGCGACUACAGUCUUCUCUCACGCUUCUGGCGACUUUCAGGAACCAGCAAAGAACAAUCGGUGCUGUAGCGCAAUCGCAGUCUCUGCAACGCAACUUUUGUCGGCCGGCCUCGUAGCAAAUUGUGAACCUUCUAGACUACCAUAGCUUGUCUUGGCCACCCGGACAUUGAGAUGCCCCGUAAUUCAUGACAACGAAUUAGCCCGAAAACGAUGUUUUCAGAGUCCCGUGAUCGGCAUGGAAAGAAACAGUGCUGGGUAGUGCCAAUGGCAUGGAUGUGCAAGCGAGGUACAUGUACAAUUGCACAGUACCUCACAGCUUGCACAACGACAUGCCACUGUACCUUGCAGAGAGCGAACAGCGUAUGUUUGUUUUGGAAAAGGUCAACGCGGUUUUUUUUCUUUCGAGGAUGGACAUACAGCGCACGAUCCCUGGUUGCCGAGUUUCCGGACCUCGCGGCCAGAGACUAUGCGACCCUUCUUCCAUGUGAAUCGGCCGCUACCUCUCUCGAUGAUACAGGCUUCGCGGAGGAAGACGUGGGACUGUCGUGCGCGAGACUCUCCCUUUCAGUCAUUCGAGAGCUCCGUAGAGUCGAUCGGGACCUGUCCAUGCGACGAGGCUGUGUUAGCACGUGGUGUCAGCCGAACCAGCCUCAGACUCGGAGGCAGCUCUGAAUAAAGCGGGCACCUGUCAUACUGUACCUGCGACCCGAUGAGAGGUGGAAAGCAGCAGGACGGUAAUCUCGACCGCCCGAAAUCUGCUGUG
Dissoconium aciculare CBS 342.82 is the source of this 776-nucleotide messenger RNA. RefSeq lists its product as uncharacterized. Bases 224 to 685 code for a protein of 153 amino acids. The transcript has a single exon. The record is from RefSeq and is a predicted model, not a curated record. NCBI's taxonomy places the organism in Eukaryota, Fungi, Ascomycota, Dothideomycetes, Mycosphaerellales, Dissoconiaceae.